This is a messenger RNA of Leptidea sinapis, 946 nucleotides long. It is a transcript of the gene Nacalpha, whose product is annotated as nascent polypeptide-associated complex subunit alpha. The coding region runs from base 90 to 725 and encodes 211 amino acids. Lineage: Eukaryota; Metazoa; Arthropoda; Insecta; Lepidoptera; Pieridae. Gene Ontology annotation, biological process: protein targeting to membrane. The record is from RefSeq and is a predicted model, not a curated record. The transcript is spliced from 6 exons. Gene Ontology annotation, cellular component: cytoplasm; nascent polypeptide-associated complex.
CUUUCUUUUCUAUACUCUUUGUCUUUACUCCUUUGCGAUUUUAUCGAAAAAAUUUAUUUUAAGACCUAACCUAAGCCACAAACAGCAUUAUGCCAGAACUGACAGAAUUAGACAAGGCCACAGCCUCCAUGACAGAAAAACGCAAGGAGGAGACUGCAUCAUCUGACAGUGACUCAGAUGACACAAUCCCAGAGUUGGAAGAUGCCGGUGCAACUGCUACCGGUGGAAUCACAAAUCCAAUUGGGGGCAUUGAUGUAGUUUCAAAAGCAAAACAAUCUCGUGGUGAAAAGAAGGCUCGUAAGAUUAUGAGCAAGCUAGGACUUAAGCCAGUCACAGGUGUCACUCGUGUAACUAUCAGGAAAUCAAAGAACAUACUGUUUAUGAUCAACUCGCCAGAUGUUUACAAGAACCCACACUCGGACACAUACAUUGUGUUUGGUGAGGCGAAGAUUGAAGAUCUGUCGCAGCAGGCCACCAUGGCUGCCGCUGAGAGGUUCAAGGCACCGGAAAGUGCUGCCACUGGUAACGACACAACUACAUCCGGCACUACCGUAGCGCCAAUUGCCGAAGAAGAAGACGAGGAAGGUGUGGAUGAAACUGGAGUUGAUGAGAAAGAUGUGGAAAUAGUGAUGUCACAAGCAAAUGUAUCUCGAGCGAAGGCUGUCAGAGCAUUAAAGAAUAACCAGUCGGAUAUUGUGAAUGCUAUAAUGGAGCUGACAAUGUAAUCCGCCAAAGCAGUCGCAAGAAUUAUUUGAUAACUCUAGCAUUAAGUUAAUACAAGAUACCAACGGAGUGUCUAAUAAUUGACUUACUCUGUGUUGAAGAUCCUUGUCUCCAGCUUGAUAAAAUGGUGAAAGCCAAAGAUAUGUGUGGCAGUGGUAUGAAUUGUUGUUCAGAAGAAUAUGGGAAUGUAAAUAGCAGAAAUGAAUAAACUGUAAACCAACUA